This is a messenger RNA of Ornithodoros turicata, 606 nucleotides long. RefSeq lists its product as uncharacterized. Gene Ontology annotation, molecular function: nucleic acid binding. The record is from RefSeq and is a predicted model, not a curated record. The transcript has a single exon. The coding region runs from base 1 to 606 and encodes 201 amino acids. Lineage: Eukaryota; Metazoa; Arthropoda; Arachnida; Ixodida; Argasidae.
AUGGUCGAGCGGUUCAAUCGCACGAUACUUCAACACCUGAGCCUGUUUGUGACCGAUAAUCACAAGAACUGGGACGACCUCAUACCCCUCUUCCUCCUGUCCUACCGAACAGCAGUCCACGAGGUUACCCAGGAGACACCAGCGAUGCUGCUCACCGGUCGAGAGUUACGUCUUCCGAGUGACCUCGUGUUUGGUCCGACGCCUGACUCAGAGGCUGCCUCCAGCACCGGCACCUAUCUUCGUACGCUACGCGCACGGUUGGACAUCGUCCACAAGUUCGCUAGGGAUCGCAUGCGGCAGGCGUUUACACGCAUGAAGACCCGGUAUGACCUUCGUGCGAACGGUGGUGGGUUCUCGGAGGGACAGCUAGUCUGGCUGUACAACCCGGUGCGUAGACGCGGACUUUCGCCGAAGUUUCAGCGGCCGUGGCAAGGACCGUUCACUGUUAUGAAGCGGCUGAAUGACGUCGUGUACCGACUCAGACGUCCGGGGCGAUCCAGACCUGUAGUAGUUCACAUCGACCGUCUGGCGCCGUACCGAGGCCCUGCCAACAACCAACACCCUCGGGAUGUCGCUCCGCAUCCUUCAGGAGAGGAGGGGGAGUAG